CUGCGGUCUCGCGAACAAGCGGGCGAGGAAGCCCGGUCGGGCGAGCUCAUCGGCGCAUCACAUUUUGGCAAUGAAGGAUCCAGUGGGAAACAAAAACAAGAGGCAUUGACUCGCCUCGUUAUGGGAGGCAUCCCCAUGCAGUUCCGUCAUCCGAUAUGGAUGGAACUCUCCAAUACGCAGGCCAUCAUGCAGCCCGAUGCCUACAAAUACUAUCAACAGAUCAUCUCAGAAACCGCACAUCGUCAUUCGGAAUCCUCCGAAGACAUUGACGCCAUUCUCAAAGACAUUCCACGCACCCUGACGAGCAAAUACGACUACUACGCAGAAAAGGGCUACGAUCGACUGCGUCGUCUUCUCGUCGCUUUCGUCUCGAAAUACCCCGGCCUCGGCUAUACGCAAGGCCUGAACAUGAUCGCGGGAUACCUCCUCCUCGCCAUUCCCGACGAAAGCGACGCCUUCUGGGUGCUCUGCAACAUGGUCGACACCUUCUUUCCCCCCAACUACUUCAGCAAAGAAACCGCCAUGUCAGCUCCCAUUGCAGAUAAUGUCGUAUUACGAUCUUACGUCAAAGAGCAACUCCCCAAACUGUCCGCCAAAUUCGACGCCUUGGACAUUGCACCCGAGCACACCGUCCCCCUCUCCUGGUUCCUCACCGCCUUCACCGCCAUCCUCCCCGAAUCCGUCCUCCUCCGCAUCUGGGACGUCUGGCUCUGUCUCCCGGGCCAAAAGACCUUCCUCUUCAACAUCGCUCUCACUUUACUCGCAGCACAUCAAAAAGGACUCAUGGAUUGUGCCGAUCAGAGUGAAAUUUGGGCCUACAUGUCGAAUCGCAUCAAAAUCUCGGAAGAACCCGACAAGGUGACGGAAUUGAUUCGAUCGGCGUUUUUGUUGAGGAAAAAGUUGGAGCAUGUCGAAGGGAGGCGUGCUGCCGAGUUGAAGAAGACUUUGAAGAGG
Molecule: messenger RNA, 954 nt
Organism: Sphaerulina musiva SO2202
Lineage: Eukaryota; Fungi; Ascomycota; Dothideomycetes; Mycosphaerellales; Mycosphaerellaceae
Product: TBC-domain-containing protein
Exons: 1
Source: RefSeq, a predicted model, not a curated record